Messenger RNA from Gambusia affinis (western mosquitofish), 1816 nucleotides. RefSeq names its product polymeric immunoglobulin receptor-like. The record is from RefSeq and is a predicted model, not a curated record. Lineage: Eukaryota; Metazoa; Chordata; Actinopteri; Cyprinodontiformes; Poeciliidae. Bases 108 to 1550 code for a protein of 480 amino acids. The transcript is spliced from 9 exons.
CUUAAGUCGACACGUUCAAAAGGUGUUAAAACUUCUGAGUUCGUCUAAAUGUCUCAUUUUAAAAUAACUUCUACUUCAGUUUAGCUCUGGUUGAGAAGAACAACGAGAUGUGGAGCCGUCAACUCAUCAUCAUCUGCACAGCUCUGAGUUUUGUGAUCAGUGCUGAAGGUUUGAUUGAAGUGUUUGGAUACGAGGGAAGAGAUGUAAAGAUUACAUGUCGCUAUGAUGAGGGAUAUCAGAACUAUGAAAAAUACCUUUGUAAGAAUGAAUGUGGCUACAGUGACGUUCUCAUUACAACAACACAGAAAAAUAAAGGAAAAUAUUCCAUCACUGAUAAUAUAAAGAUCAGAGUCGUCACAGUGACCAUCUCUGAUCUUCAAUCACGUGAUGCUGGGAAAUACAAGUGUGGAAUCAUAGUGUGGGGAACAGAUCUCUACAGUGAAGUAAAACUGCACAUAAAAGAAGACAGAUGUUGCAACAACGUGAAUAAAAUCCAAAGUAUUGAGGAAGGUUCAGUGACCAUCAGCUGUCCGUACGACUCUCAGUCUGUCAACAAGCUGAAGUUCCUCUGCAGAGGAAACCGACCCUCCACUUGUCUUCAGCAGGCAGUGAUCACCUCUAGCAACACACAAAAUGGACGAUUCAGACUCUCUGAUGACAGGAAGUCAACAAUAUUCACAGUGACCAUUUCCAGUCUGACCCUGGAGGAUUCUGGGUCGUAUCUUUGUGGAGUCCAGAGAAACUCAGGAUUUGAUGAUUUCUCUGCUGUUGAGCUGGAGGUCAAAGAGUGGUGCUGUGUGGAGUCAAAGAACAUGAGUGGCAUUGUGGGACGUGCUGUAACCUUCCAGUGUCCUUAUCCACAUCAUCAUCGUAACAAUAUGAUGUUCCUCUGCAAAGGAGACCAGCGCAGCAACUGCACAUACAUGACUUAUCAAGGAAGAUUCACACUGCAUAAUGAUAAUGAGACCUUUUUUUCUGUGGUGAUCACAAAACUGGAAGCAGAGGAUUCUGGGACAUACUGGUGCAGAUCAGACUCUGAGUGGAGUGUUGGAAACUACACCCAGUUUCAUCUGACUGUGGAGGAAGCAGAACAGCGCGGUGUGUCAGAGGAGUUCAUAAUAGAAGCUGCAUACUGGCUUUUCGCUGCUCUUCCUGUUCUGCUGCUGAUACUGAUAAUCAUCCUGGUCAAAGUUUGCAAGACCAAACGUCGCCAGUUGAAAGCAGCAGUCGACAUGAACACAAGCAAACUGGAGGCAGUAGAUGCACAAGACGUGACGAGUGAGGAAGACAUGUACAAAAAUCAAAAUGUUGCUGCGAUGUUCUCGCAGCAGAAGAGGAUGCAGGGCACACAUUUCCUCUCUGGAGACGCAGAGGAAGACAAACUUUAUGAAAGUCCUGAUGAUCCUCCAGUGCGCUCACAGCGGAGGGCCUGCAAAGAGCAGAGAUCUGUUCACAUCUAUGAGGACUAUGAAGAUGAAGCUCAAUAUGAAAACAUUUCAACAACUGAGGACAUUUACUGCAAUGAGUUCUUUUCAAAGACUCAGAGAUAAAGAGUGAGCCAAAUGUUGGGUCUGACCUGUAUGUGGAUAACUGUAUUUGUGUGAGGCUGAAGCUUUUCCUUGAGUUCCUAAAAGUCUUUAUUCAUGUGACAUCAUCAUCAUCUUAGUGCUGCUGGUAGUGACAACUUUCAUGAGCUUUAAAAUUCUGCUUUUCCUUUACUUCAUACUAAUAAAACUGCAGUUUUGUAAUCUUAUAAACCAAAUUUUAAGUCAAAAGAAAUAAACGACGAAGUUCGUGAUUCUAGUGUGUCAGUGUG